AUGAGACUCGCAACAGGAACCGCAGCCCUCCUCCUCUCCCUGGCCUUCACGACCUCAGCCGCACCGAUAAGCGCGUCACAAUCCUCAGAGCAUCCACAAAAUAAUGCUCGAGGCAUAGUCGGCGCCGCCCUUAGCCUAGCAGGCGGCAUCACAUCAGCCGCCGGCGCAAAACAGGUCGGCAGCGCGCUCUCGGCCGCUGGCGGUGGCCUCGGCGGCGGAGCCCUUGGCGGCCUCGGCGGCCUGGGGGCCCUCGGUGCCCUGGGUGGAGGUGCAGGAGGUGCAGGUGGUGCGAAGGCUGCAGGUGCAAAGGCUGCAAGUGCGAAGGCAGCGGGUGGUGCCAAGGCAGCAGGUGGCGCGAAGGCCGCGGCAUGUAAGCGGGCCCCGAAGGACGGUAAGAAGGGAGACAAGGGCGGUGACAAGGCCGACAAGGCAGACAAGGACGGUGACGACGGGGGCGACGGCGGUGACGGGGCAUCCAAGGGGCUCCAGAUCGCCGGGGCCAUAACGUCGGCGGCCGGAGUACCCAUAGUCGGCGAGGCGCUGUCAGCUGCUGGAGCUGCCGCUGGGGGCAAGAAGGGGGCCGCCGAUGCGUGUUAA
This is a messenger RNA of Diaporthe batatas, 597 nucleotides long. RefSeq lists its product as uncharacterized. The record is from RefSeq and is a predicted model, not a curated record. Lineage: Eukaryota; Fungi; Ascomycota; Sordariomycetes; Diaporthales; Diaporthaceae. Bases 1 to 597 code for a protein of 198 amino acids. The transcript is spliced from 2 exons.